GCUGAGCGACCCCCCAGGCUCUGCAUGGAUUGGAAUGGGGAAAGCUGCCUGCCGUAAGAGCCCCGGGCAGCUGGAGAGCCCCAGCUUCUUCCUUCCAGCGCUCUUCCUCCUCCUCCUCUUCUUCUGCAGCCAUGUUUCUUCCCAGUGCAAGAUCCUGCGCUGCAACUCGGAGUACGUGGCCGCCACCCUCAACCUGCGCGGCUCCGGCAGGACGGCGGCGUACUGCAACGCGCUCCGCUCCUACUCCCACUGCACCCGCAAGACGGCUCGCACGUGCCGGGGCGACCUGGCCUUCCACUCCGCCGUCCACGGCAUCGAGGACCUGAUGAUCCAAAACAACUGCUCCAAAGAGGGUCCCACGUCCCCCCCCCGGCCCCGACCCCCGGCUCCCAACCACCAGGGCUUCGAGUCUCUGGAUAUCUGCGACUAUGAGAAGAGUUUCCUCUACAAGCACGGCCAGCCCCCCAGCUACCAGCACUGCGCGGCUUUCGGGGACCCCCACAUCCGCACCUUCCAUGACGACUUCCACACUUGCCGGGUGGAGGGCUCCUGGCCCCUCUUGGACAACGACUACUUGUUCGUGCAAGCCACCAGCGCCCCGGUGGCCAAGGGGUCCAACGCUACGGUCACGAGCAAGCUCACCAUCAUCUUCAAGAACAUGAAGGAGUGCAUCGACCAGAAGGUUUACCAGGCCGAAAUCGGCAACCUGCCCGCCGCCUUCGAGGAUGGCUCGGUGAACGGCGGCGAGAGGCCGGGGGGCAGCAGUUUGGCCAUCCGGGAGCUCAGCCCCGGGCGGCACGUGGAGAUCCGAGCCCAGUACAUCGGCACCACCAUCGCCGUCCGCCAGGCCGGCCGCCAGCUCUCCUUCUCCAUCCGGGCGGCCGAGGAGGUGGCGAGCGCCUUCACGGAGGAGCAGGACCUGCAGCUCUGCGUGGGGGGCUGCCCCCGCAGCCAACGCAUCUCCCGCAGUGAGUGCUGCUCUCGUAGCCGGGGGGCGGCCGAGGAGGCCCGGGCGCUCUGCAAGGAGAUGCUGCCGGUGGAGGACGUCUACUUCCAGUCCUGCGUCUUCGACGUGGUGACCUCCGGGGAUGCCAACUUCACCAUGGCAGCCCACGGAGCCCUGGAGGAUGCCAGGGUCUUCCUGCCCGACGCUGAGAAGCUGCACAUCUUCCAGGCUGGGGCGGGCUGCCCGCACGCCUCUCCUUCCUUCCUCCUCCUCCUCCUCCUCGCUGCUUGUCUUUGGGUUCUUCAGUCGCACUUUUAAGUCCUGCUGGCCACUCGCCACUGGCAUGGAGUACAGAGCAGGGGUAAGACGAGAGCGCUGCUGACUCAAGGCCCAUGCCUGGCAGAUCAAGAGAGAUGCCUCGUCUCGGAUCAGGUAGCUCUGCAGCGAGAAGGAAUCGGAGCCCCAGACCUUUGGAGAGGGGAGCGCCGGAGGCAGAAGUCGCCAAGACUCCAGGUUGUCUCCGCUGCUCCUGCACGCAUGGCACCGGCAGAGCCUCGCGCCUCUCAUCCCCGUUUUUUAUGUUGGAUCCUGGUGUGGGUUUUCCUAAAGGUGAGGAUAUCGCGGCUGUACCAAAGAAAGAGAAACAGGCAGGGUGCAGGCGUGCUCGGACAGCCUCUGCCCCUCCAAGCCUUGGGUUUGAGAACAGGGGUUUGGGUUUGACCCUGGCAAGACACCGGUCCUCCCCGUCAGCCUGCUUUCCGCAGCCCCUCCAGCACUGCUACACCCGGCAUCAGCUCAGGGACCGCACAGGUUCAGCACUAACAAAGCCCAGAUCCCAGUUUCUACCAGUCAAAAAAUGUCUUCAGGUGGAUUUGGGGCCCCUCCACACCGCAGCUGCUGAAGUCACGUGGAGCAAGGCAAUCAGACGGUUAUCGGAGUGAUAUGACCGAGCUCUGAGGGUUGUUUUUUUUUCCACGAGAGCUGGAUUUGACCCUGCCGUACGGAGCCCUCCUUUCUCCGGGCUGGUGCCACUGAUUCCCAGCCCUCUGCGGUCGCAGAGCCUCAGGUCUGCGCCAUUUCAAGCUCCUGUUGCUAUUUUUCUUUGUUGUCUUGGCACCUGUCUAGGACUCGAUAUAGCAAGUUCUGGACUUUGGACCAGCGUUGAGUUUCAGGGAGAAAAAAAUACCACUCGGCAUUCCUCUCCUUUGGGCCCAGCUCACAUCUAGCCAAGACUUCAGUUCAGGUUUGACUUGUAAAGGAGAACUGAUAACAAAGCCACCGAGCUGGCAAAAAGCCCUGCGGAUGAACUGGUGGGCAGGGGAACUAUUCGCAGAUGUACAUAAACACGGAGGUGAGGCCAAAUGAGAUGUUUAAUAUAUUUAAGAGGUUUUAAGUAAAGCAGAGCUUCUAUAAGUUAAGAAAUAUUUUCCAUAGGCAUUUUUUUUUUAAUGAAGAGGACUCAUUAAACCUUUGCCAUCCCUGUCCCACGAGCGCCUUGCAAAGCCCCAACCUCGCAGCCCUGGGGCAGGAUUUGGGCUGGGGAAGGAGAACGGCAAACCACCAGGUGAGGGGGAUGCAGAAAGCGAGGUUUGCAAGUCACAUUUCGGUGCACCCCCAGCUUCUUUGGUCCAUUUUUGUUUUUUUUACCUCUGCCUCUUCCACCAGCAGUGAAUGCAGAGAUGUUUCUUAGCCCUAUCGGCAUGAUUUCCUCCUCCACCACAGCCUCGAGGCACACGGUGACUAGCGUGAGAGUUUCUCUGUUCCUUGUGCGCUGCUCUCGCUAAUCCCUGAGCGUUUUGACAUUAAAGGUGUCUAUUUUUGAAGUCCUCA
Molecule: messenger RNA, 2776 nt
Organism: Anas platyrhynchos (mallard)
Lineage: Eukaryota; Metazoa; Chordata; Aves; Anseriformes; Anatidae
Source: RefSeq, a predicted model, not a curated record